GGAUUUAUUAUUGCAGCAGAGCGAGGAGCCUUGUGCUGACGCUGUGCUCGCUGACUUUCUUCUCUUCCUGAGAGCUCCCGUGCUGCUGUUGUAAGAGAGAAGGAGGCAUUUGUUGUGGUUCACUCGAGAACAUUCAGUUCAGAAAUAGAACUGCAGGGGAAGGUUCACUUCCCAGAGGUUCAGUUUCAUCCCAGCCGUCGAUGCAGGCACACAUCCAAGCGCCGAUGGAAAUCCGCCGGCUCCCGUUCCAGCACGGGCAGAACGAGCCCAAAUUGAUUGGUGAAAUCUGAUCUGUGCCUUCUGCUUGUUUGUUUUCCAUCUUCGAAUAAGUCCUUGCACGUUUGCUCUGAGUUUUGGCUGAAGGGCUCGGGUUACCUUGCUGUGAGUCUUGGUUGGGUUUGCGGGGAGAAAAUCAAGAGCUUUGGGAGCUGCAGGUUACCUGUUGGUCCUCGAGGUCUGAGAAGGUGAAGAAUGAUGGAAACAAGGUUUCUUCUGCUUUUCUGCCCAUGAAUCAGCAAAAAGGAGGAAGAGGAAGAAGAGCUGGCUGUGGACAGUCCUUCCUGCUGUGCGUGGCAGCUCUGGAUGGUGCCAGCCCUCGGUGACGGAGUCAUUGCCUCCGAGAAGGGGGGACUGGCAGCCAGCAGGCACUUGGACACUUUGUGAUAGCCAGAGUGGGUCGUUAUCUCCAGAGCUGAAGGCCACAUGUGAGCUUGGCAGAACUUCUUGAUCAAGUCCUGUUAGAGCUGGUUGCUUGUUUAAUUCCAAAGGUCGUGUUGAUCAUGGACAGUGAAGAAAUCCCUACUUUUUCGAGUCCAAAGGAGGAAACUGCCUAUUGGAAAGAGCUUUCCUUGAAGUACAAGCAAAGCUUCCAGGAGGCUCGUGAAGAGCUGGCUGAGUUCCAGGAGGGAAGCAGGGAAUUGGAAGCUGAGUUGGAGGCACAGCUAGUGCAAGCUGAGCAGAGGAACAGAGAUUUGCAAGCAGAUAACCAAAGACUGAAAUAUGAAGUGGAAACAUUAAAGGAGAAACUGGAGCACCAGUAUGCCCAGAGUUACAAGCAGGUGUCCUUGUUGGAGGAUGACCUGAGCCAGACAAGGGCCAUCAAAGACCAGCUGCACAAAUAUGUGAGGGAGCUGGAGCAGGCCAACGAUGACCUGGAACGUGCCAAGAGGGCGACAAUAGUUUCAUUGGAAGACUUUGAACAAAGGCUGAACCAAGCUAUUGAGAGAAAUGCAUUUUUAGAAAGUGAACUGGAUGACAAGGAGUCAUUGCUGGUCUCUGUACAGAGAUUAAAGGAUGAAGCAAGAGACCUGCGGCAGGAGCUGGCUGUGAGGGAAAGGCAGCAGGAGGUGACCCGGAAAUCAGCACCCAGCUCCCCCACUCUGGACUGUGAGAAGAUGGAUUCAGCUGUCCAGGCCUCCCUCUCCUUGCCAGCUACACCUGUUGGAAAAGGAUCAGAAAAUAGUUUUCCUUCCCCCAAAGCUAUACCAAAUGGGUUUGGAACCAGCCCACUCACUCCUUCAGCUCGAAUAUCUGCACUCAACAUCGUGGGAGAUCUGCUACGCAAAGUGGGGGCCUUAGAAUCCAAAUUAGCUGCUUGCAGGAAUUUUGCAAAGGACCAGGCAUCACGGAAAUCCUACAUUUCAGGGAACGUCAGCAGCGCCGUGCUGGGCAGCAACGGCACCAAGUACCCACACCCAGGGCACACGUCCUUCUUUGACAAGGGGUGAGUCAGGCACUGCUGUGCCCUCGGGGAGGCCUCUGGGGCACUGCUCAUGGCCCCUCCUUAGCCCCCACAGCUCUCCAGGGCUGCAGGGCGUUCCGGUGAAGCAGAGAGAAAAGCAGGUGUGGGGGUGGCAGUGCCAGUCCUGCCCCAUCUCCUGGUGCCUGUACCAGCCCCAGGCAGUGAGGAAUGGGCCCUCUGAGGGCACCUGCCCCAUCUCCUGGUGCCUGUACCAGCCCCAGGCAGUGAGGAAUGGGCCCUCUGAGGGCACCUGCCCCAUCUCCUGGUGCCUGUGCCAGCCCCAGGCAGUGAGGAAUGGGCCCUCUGAGGGCACCUGCCCCAUCUCCUGGUGCCUGUGCCAGCCCCAGGCAGUGAGGAAUGGGCCCUCUGAGGGCACCUGCCCCAUCUCCUGGUGCCUGUACCAGCCCCAGGCAGUGAGGAAUGGGCCCUCUGAGGGCACCUGCCCCAUCUCCUGGUGCCUGUGCCAGCCCCAGGCAGUGAGGAAUGGGCCCUCUGAGGGCACCUGCCCCAUCUCCUGGUGCCUUUACCAGCCCCAGGCAGUGAGGAAUGGGCCCUCUGAGGGCACCUGCCCCAUCUCCUGGUGCCUGUGCCAGCCCCAGGCAGUGAGGAAUGGGCCCUCUGAGGGCACCUGCCCCAUCUCCUGGUGCCUGUGCCAGCCCCAGGCAGUGAGGAAUGGGCCCUCUGAGGGCACCUGCCCCAUCUCCUGGUGCCUGUGCCAGCCCCAGGCAGUGAGGAAUGGCCAUCUCAGGGCAGAGGAGGGGGUGCCCAAGCUGCAGGUGUGCUCUGGGGAAGUGCAGGACCGCAGCUGGAGGUUCCCUCGCAGGGCUAAGGGCAGGCAGGGAUGUUCCCUGGAAGGAGGGAGGGAGUCCUGGUGCUCACACCCGCUCCGGGAGGGGAGGGAUGAAGCGCUGGUGGUGGAGCUGUGGCUCCUCCCUGCUGUGAGCCAGCCUCGGAGCAGGAAUUGCUGUCCUGGGGACCAGGAGCCCGUGUGUGCCGUGCUCAGAGCUCCCUCUGGGAUGCUGGCAGUGCUUCUGCAGGAGGGAUUCCCCAGUUCCUCACUGCCCUGGGGGUGUACGGAGAAGGAAAGCACAGAGUUCUCCAGUGGUGCUGAGGGCAAACAGCCUCCAUGCUCCCUGCAUGUUAAACCUCAGUGCAGUUCAGUGCUGAUACUCAGCACGUCCUCAAUCCUGCAUUUAUUUCAGAGAAUGAAACCAGCUGGUUCCAACCUGAAAAUGCCAGAGCAGCCAGCUGAGCUCCCCACACCCAUCUUCAGUGGGGCUGGGAGGGGAGCAGGGCAAGCUGCACCUUAAAAACUGGCCCUGGGAGCCUCUGGAGCCACUGGUGUUUGCAGCUUUUGGAAAGGAAGGAUUCAGAGCCCUUUUGGGCUGUGUGAGCUGCAGGGCUGGGCAGUUCAGGGAGCAGGGAGGUGCUGGGGAGGGAUUGUGGCAGCUCCUGGCAGGCAGCAUGGCCAGAUCGAGGUGUGCUGGGACAAUAAGCUGAUUGCUCUCUGGGCUGGGGGUCACUUGUAAUUAUGCAGAUUGUCAUCACCCUCCUUGGCAGGGCUGGCUGCCUGCAGGGAGGAGCAGGCUGGGGCUGAGGAGGGUCAGGAGGAAAUGCUGCAGCAGAGCUGAGGGUGGCAGUGGACAGGAACAGGGCUGGAAGGGGUUCACGUACUUGUCUGCAAGUGGCCAGAGAUGCUGCAUGGCCCCCCUGUCCUGUCCUUGUCCCCUCAGCCCCUGGGCUGCUCCCAGGCUGUCCCUUGAGGCACUCUGUGCCCAGCAGGAGCUGGCAGUGCCCAUGCUGUGCUCCAGGGCUGCUGUGGAAAGCUGGCUUGGCCCUGGCAGCUGGACUGGGGGAGUAGCCCUGACCCAGGUGUGAGAGUAACCCUGACCCAGGUGUGACUCUGCUCCAGCUGUGAGUGCAGCCCUGCUCCAGGUGUGACUCUGCUCCAGCUGUGAGUGCAGCCCUGCUGCAGGUGUGACUCUGCUCCAGCUGUGAGUGCAGCCCUGCUGCAGGUGUGACUCUGCUCCAGCUGUGAGUGCAGCCCUGCUCCAGGUGUGACUCUGCUCCAGCUGUGAGUGCAGCCCUGCUGCAGGUGUGACUCUGCUCCAGCUGUGAGUGCAGCCCUGCUGCAGUCUGCAGUCACUGCUCCAGGAGCAGCUGGUGGCUGAGUGCUGGGUUGGGCAGAGAUAACUCAGCCACACCAUUACAGCUCUCAUUCCCUCCUGCUGCCAUUUCACUGAAAUAUUUGAGGGGUCUCCAGCUCUUGUCAAGCCCCUCCUUUAGGAGAGGCCUGGAGCACAGCAGGGCUUGCACCAAAGCGUGGCUGCAGAACUGGGGCAGUCAGGGUUCCCUGUUGUUAAAAACUCAGCAGUGUCAGGUGUAAAAUCAGUUCCCUGCAGACUUGUCCCUUCAGGAACAUGCAGGUUGUGUCCAGAUGCCAGGCAAUGGUAGAACAGCACCCGAGGAUGGUCCUCAGGAUGGAUACUUGUGUCUUGCUGUUGUAAUUAUUGUUAAUUGGUCAUUAAUGUCAGUCCAGUUUUGUGCAGGAAACAGAACUGCUCUGGUUCUGCAGGGCCCUGGCCCUGACAGCCAGCUGAGGUGCUUUUUCCCCUCCCUGCAGUCCUGGCUGCCCGUGUCCUCACAGCUGCUGUUUAUUCUUGGCUGUUUCUGUGAACCCCUUGGGCUUUGUUUCAAUGAAGGAGCUGAAGAUUAUUGUGAGGAGUGCCUGUGCUCACACCCAGCACUCUGAGGUGUCUGCACUGGCACCCCUAGCCCUGACCAGAACACCAGGCUGGGAAAGCUGGGGUUUUUUCCAGUCCCAGACCCACUGAAAGGUUUUUCUGGGAGAGGGGAGCUGUGUGUGGCUCAGGUGCAGAGCUCUGUGCAGUGUGUGGCUCAGGUGCCAUGUGUGGCUCAGGUGCAGAGCUCUGUGCUGUGUGCAGUGUGUGGCUCAGGUGCAGAGCUCUGUGCUGUGUGCAGUGUGUGGCUCAGGAGCAGAGCUCUGUGCAGUGUGUGGCUCAGGUGCCAUGUGUGGCUCAGGAGCAGAGCUCUGUGCUCUGUGCAGUGUGUGGCUCAGGAGCAGUGCUGUGUGCAGUGUGUGGCUCAGGUGCCAUGUGUGGCUCAGGUGCAGAGCUCUGUGCUGUGUGCAGUGUGUGGCUCAGGUGCAGAGCUCUGUGCUCUGUGCAGUGUGUGGCUCAGGUGCAGAGCUCUGUGCUCUGUGCAGUGUGUGGCUCAGGAGCAGAGCUCUGUGCAGUGUGUGGCUCAGGUGCCAUGUGUGGCUCAGGUGCAGAGCUCUGUGCUGUGUGCAGUGUGUGGCUCAGGUGCAGAGCUCUGUGCUGUGUGCAGUGUGUGGCUCAGGAGCAGUGCUGUGUGCAGUGUGUGGCUCAGGUGCCAUGUGUGGCUCAGGAGCAGAGCUCUGUGCUGUGUGCAGUGUGUGGCUCAGGUGCAGAGCUCUGUGCUCUGUGCAGUGUGUGGCUCAGGUGCAGAGCUCUGUGCUCUGUGCAGUGUGUGGCUCAGGAGCAGAGCUCUGUGCUGUGUGCAGUGUGUGGCUCAGGAGCAGUGCUGUGUGCAGUGUGUGGCUCAGGUGCAGAGCUCUGUGCUCUGUGCAGUGUGUGGCUCAGGUGCCAUGUGUGGCUCAGGAGCAGAGCUCUGUGCUGUGUGCAGUGUGUGGCUCAGGAGCAGUGCUGUGUGCAGUGUGUGGCUCAGGUGCCAUGUGUGGCUCAGGUGCAGAGCUCUGUGCCCUGCUGCCCAUGCAGAGCAGCUCCACUGUGCAGAGCUCACACAGCAGAGCUUUGCUGAGCCUCUGUUGGGCACUUUUGCUUGGCCCCAGCUGCUCUGUGCUCAGCAAUGACAUUUUUGUGUGCAUAAACUUUCCCUUUCUCUCCACUAGGCGUGAGAAGGUGAUAUUCCCCACCUUGGUCAUGGGGCAGUGAACGGCUUUGACCAAGGGCCCCCCGGCCUGGGGGGCUCCCGCCCAUCCUCGGCGCCGGGAAUGCUCCCCCUGAACGUAUGAGCCCCCAGGGCUUGGACUUGGAUGCUUUUCUCAGCCACCUUGAGAAGAACUGCUCCUGAUUCCUCCCCAUUCCCACCCCGCUGGAACAUGGCCCUGAGAGGAGCCCUGAGCCCACGGCCCUCCAUGUCCUGUCAAUACAGUUUGUUUUCUGCUGUCGCUGUAGUGGACGUUCUCUGCCCCGGCCCCACGAGCUGCCACCCUCUGCUGUGCUUGGGGACACCGAGUCCUGCUCUGUCUGGGGCCACCAAGUCCUGCUCUGUCUGGGGGCCACCGAGUCCUGCUGUGCUUGGGGACACCAAGUCCUGUCUGGGGGACACCAAGUCCUGUCUGGGGGACACCAAGUCCUGCUGUGCUUGGGGACACCGAGUCCUGCUCUGUCUGGGGGACAGCCCCAGCCUGCCCCCUUGGCUUUCCCUCUCCUCUCACUUAGGUCUGACAGAGCCUUGUCCCCUCCUCUGCCAGGCUCCCCUGCCCUGUCCCUUGCCAGGCCCUGCAGCUGCUGCUCUCAGACCUCGUGGAAGUGCCCUGGGGUGGUCAGUGGUGGCCCUGGGGCCAUUGGCACUCAGGAGACAGCCCCAGGUCCUGUCUCAGGGGUAGCUGCACCCGGGGCAGUCAGAGCAGGGCUGGGUGAGCAGCUCCAGCCUGGCCAGGCCGGGUCCAUCCCUGCUGGACAGCUGGACACACACCCAGAGCCAGGCUCUGUGACCAUCCCAGCCCCCCCAGCUGGGCCUGGCAUGGCUGAGCUGUUCUCCCUGGGGCUCCUGCCCUGGAGCAGGGUGGGCAGUGCUGUGGUCAGGGGCUGUGCCCUUAGGUGGCCCCAGGGCAGGGCUGUGCCCUCAGUGUCCCCAGGGCUGCCCCACAGCUCCCUGGCCCUGCUGGACUCGGCCUCCGUCCCUCACCCCACUCACAGCGACCCCCUGGGAGCUUUAGGAAGCUGCUGCUCCCCCUGGCCCAGGAGCCCCCUGGCCCAGGAGCCCCCUGGCCAUCACCCCCUGUGCUGUAGGACUGGACUGUGCAGCCUCCCCUGCGGGCUGCUGGGACACUUUGGGGCAACUGAACCUUGUGGGUCUUUCAGGCAACACAUUUGUGUGGUUUCCCUCUCCAUGUGCCUCAGAAUCAGUGGAUUUUUAUUCUGAACCAGCAAAUGGAGCCAGGGUUGGAGCUGAGGGUUCAGCAGUUGUCAGUCAGGGGCUCUGCAGCUCCCAGGUGGUUGAGUUACAAAUGCUGAGGAAAAAACCCCACUGGCCCAGCAGUGGAGGUGGGAUUGUCUCUUUGCCAUUAGGGUUUGUAUGGUCCUUCCUUCCUGUGCAUCCUCUGCUGCAUUUGACUGUUUACAUUUGUUUUAUUGUACAUAGAUUUGUAAACAUAAUACCUUUGCCUGAGGUCUUUGUACAUAACUUGGGCUUUGUAGCUUUAUUUAUUCAGCCUCUCUCUGGCAUGUUUCCAUAGGAUGUACCGUUCCACCCUGGUGCCACUGACAUGAUGUGGUUUCAAAAGAAUGAAAACAAAUCAGAGUAAUCUUCCAAAAAUAAAGUUCUUUUAAUGUGGAAUCCGUGGAUUUUGCAGAA
Serinus canaria (Common canary) is the source of this 7324-nucleotide messenger RNA. RefSeq names its product nudE neurodevelopment protein 1 like 1 (gene NDEL1). The record is from RefSeq and is a predicted model, not a curated record. Gene Ontology annotation, cellular component: centrosome; kinetochore; kinesin complex. The transcript has 10 exons. NCBI's taxonomy places the organism in Eukaryota, Metazoa, Chordata, Aves, Passeriformes, Fringillidae. Gene Ontology annotation, biological process: centrosome localization; microtubule nucleation; mitotic centrosome separation. Gene Ontology annotation, molecular function: microtubule binding. The coding region runs from base 780 to 1727 and encodes 315 amino acids.